Molecule: messenger RNA, 1086 nt
Organism: Lichtheimia ornata
Lineage: Eukaryota; Fungi; Mucoromycota; Mucoromycetes; Mucorales; Lichtheimiaceae
Exons: 9
Coding region: 1-1086 (361 amino acids)
Biological process (GO): protein homooligomerization
Molecular function (GO): protein binding
Source: RefSeq, a predicted model, not a curated record
AUGACAGAAGCCUACUUUAGCACACCAGCUGGCCAUAUUCCAGGAGAACAAGUGCCGUCUCAAAGUUCAAACGCUUCCGAUAGCGUCGUCUUCGAAUCAACCAUGGAGGAAAUCCCACACAGAAUAUCGACACCAUUCAGAACAGCAUCCGAGAUUGACGUUGAUGAGCCAUUGGAAGAAAGCGACUUUAGGGUCUAUGAAGGAAAGGUACCCGACUGGAACAUGAUCAUCGACUCCUUCAGACCACAACGUGAAGCAUUGCAUCAAGGGAUCAUGAAACAGCUAAAGGAGUUACAAGGCCUUGAAGAGUGGUAUGAAAGAAGCAACAAGGAAUUCCAUAGCCGAGUUGCAGGUGCACACCAUGAUGUGUGGAAUGAAUUGAUGGAACGACAAACGCGUUUGGAGACUGACAAGAAAAAGUACGAGCAUGAAAAAGAACUGAUGAACGACAUUCGCCGAAUGCAAACUGAAAAGAUCAAGCUCAAUGUCGGUGGUACACUCUUUGUCACCUCUUUCACCACUCUCAAAAAGGAUCCCAACUCGUUGCUAGCCAACAUGUUUCGAGAUCAGCGCCCUGAUGCUGAUGGUGCUUACUUUAUCGAUCGAGAUAGCACAUACUUCAAAUUAGUGCUCAACUAUUUACGAGAUCUCAAGAUUCCUAAAAGCGUGCGAGAAGAUCCUCGAGUUAUGGACGAGCUUAUGCAAGAAGCACAAUAUUAUCGUAUCCAUGGUUUGCUCAAGUUACGUUGGAUGGAUUUACCGGUCAUCACUCAAGCCGACCUUGAAAAACGAUACCCGCGUCCUACGUCAAGCAAGAGUGCCGUCGUGUUUAGGCUGGAGCGAAAGAAUUUGACAGGCCUCGACUUUUCAGGUUAUCGUAUCGACCCAAGUUCAAGCUUUCAAGGCAGCAACUUGCAGGAUUGCAAUUUCAAAAACGCGUGGUUUAUCUUUGAUUUCCAGCACGAAGUUAACUUUAGCCAUACGUUCCUGAAAGGUGCAGCGUUUCCUAAAGAAGGCACACCCUAUCGAUCACCAGGCGUGCAAUUCAAUCUUAAUGGAGCAGUUAUAGAUAACGCUUCUUUGUAG